Hydractinia symbiolongicarpus is the source of this 1862-nucleotide messenger RNA. Its product is annotated as V-type proton ATPase subunit S1-like. Bases 48 to 1397 code for a protein of 449 amino acids. The transcript is spliced from 7 exons. The record is from RefSeq and is a predicted model, not a curated record. Gene Ontology annotation, cellular component: proton-transporting V-type ATPase complex. NCBI's taxonomy places the organism in Eukaryota, Metazoa, Cnidaria, Hydrozoa, Anthoathecata, Hydractiniidae.
ACUAAAUGAAGUUAUUGCAAGUUUUUGAUCAGAUGAGUUAAUUCAAGAUGGCGUCCUUCAGCUGCAAAAUAAAAAUAGACAUGUUAAUUAUUGCGAUCAUGUAUUUUUCUUCUUCCUUUGCAUUUCCAGUUCCACUGGUGUCUUGGAGUUAUGGAGAUAGGUCAGUUUCUUCCCCUGAAAAAGUGCUGUCUGGGCAUAGUGUGGAAGCAAGCAAAGUAUUUCAAAGCAACCUUCAACCUUAUACUGAAGAUGGACAUAUAUUGUUUACCUUUUUGCAAGACGAGCUAAGUGUAGAUGAUUUCACCAAAUACUCAUCAUCGUUUAAGCAUCUUCAAAAGAACAUUCAAUCCACAAAAUCCUCAGUUUUCCCAUCAGUUUCUCAAAAGGAGCAAAGCAUUUUACAACUUGUGAAAAACAACGCUAAACUUAUUGAAGUCUACAGUAAUGAUUUAGAAAGAUGGUCAUUGAACGAUCUUCCAACAGAUGCUAAUUGCGUCUUAUUUCAUCUGGAACCUGUAGCAGGCAGUACUGUGGAAGGAAAAAAACAGAUUUUUGAACGAAACGAUGCCUUAAUGGCACAAAUAUUAAACCAAGUGAAAUCAAAAGUGGAUAACUUUGGUGUAGUGUAUACAGCAGAACAGCCAUCUGAGAACAUUGCAAAUCUGUUAGUGAAUGAGCAGCUCAAGGGAAGAAAUCAUGCAAUGCGUCAACUUUUGGAAGAUAAGACAAGUGCAGAACCUUCAUCUGGUCGUCUUUUUAACAAUUCAGGCAUUGUUUUUCUUUAUCUCAAGAGCCUUAAGUUUGGUGACAUAAAUAACCAAACUGAGCUGUUAAAUGCAACUGCCAAAAAAAGUAAAAGCUCUGUAUGUAGUGAAGGUGCAUGCAGCAUCAGUGUAAAUGCGACACAUUCUUCUGGAAAUAUUACAAAGUUUGAAAUGCUUAUUGAAAUGAAGACCGACAAUGUUACUAAUGAAUGGUAUUGUGAUGUUAUCACGGUCAAUGGGGCUAUCAAUGGUAAAGAUUUCCCAGCACAAAACUACCCAUGUGGCCAAUAUACAAAUGUUUCAGAUUUUGAGUCUGCAACAUACAGUUCUAUACGAGCACCCAUUGGCAUGUCAUAUGGUUGUCAUGAUAUGUUUUUUAUUGAUGGUAAUCAAACUGAAUAUACACUGUCCCUUGGUGGAUUACAGUUGCAGCCACACAUCAAAAAUGAUGCUUUUGGAAAUUGUUAUCAUUGCGUUGGAUUCUUCAGUUUAGAAAUUCUGACAGGAAUAGUUGUUGUGGCUGUUCUGUUGAUCGGAUUAAUGAUCGGAUCAAUGAUGAUGAUGGCAAUUCAAACCCAAGAUAGAUUUGAUGAUCCAAAAGGCCAAACUAUUUCUGUUCCAACACAAGACUAAACACCAAUAGAACUAAGCUUUUUAUUUGUCUCAAUAUAGUAUCUUAUUUUGGACUUUUUAACACUAUCUGAAAGGUCUAACUGUUAUCCAUUUUGUCAAUGUAUGUUGUUCUGGACUUGUAAAAGGUCUCACUUUUAUGUCUUAUGUCAUACUAAUCUGUUUUUCUAGCAUUUCUUAUAUAUUUUUAAUUUAAUUACUAAAUAAAUUUAUUCUGCAUUUCUGAAAAAAAAUUUCAGGAUUAUAUUUUAUUGUUUCCAUGCAUUAUUUGAACUUCGGUGUACAGGGUUAUUCUGUCUUUUAAAGUUAUUUCCUUAAGAUGGAAUUGAAUUAAGCAGUUUCUUCUUAACUAAAGUCUGCAUAAAUUUGGUUUUGUGAUUAAAAUGAAUUUAGAAUAAUUUGUUUUGCUUUUGAUUGUCGCACAGAAAUGUACAUGUUUUGUUUCUAAGAAAUAUAUUUUUUUUCUAA